ACAAUCCUGCUAUAAGAGGGAGCCGCACCCUGUAAUAAAAGAGAGAGUAAGCAAGCUGAGAGCAGGAGAAACAAAGGAAACAGGGAGAUGCAGCACUGUGAAUAUUAAAUGAAAAUCUACCCGGGAGCAGACUGGCAGCAUGUUAGGAAUUCUGGAAGCUACAGUGUGUCUUGGGGUAAUUAAAAAUGCCUUGAAUUUAGUCUCAUAUCCCCAUUUUAGAAGCACGGUGAAUACUACAGCAGUGUAUUUCAGUUGUCUUCUAAUAUUCACAGACUUCUCUGUUACAGUAUUUCUGGCUCUGUUACUGCUGUUACACCCAUUAUCAAUACUUCCAGUGAGCUCAGACAUCAUCGCUCUCCGAUUCCUCUCUUUCUUAAGUCACACCUAUGGUGCAUUACUACUGCUAGCCAUUCCUCUGAUUGCUACAGAAAUGCUUUGUCGUUUUAAGCUGCCCCAUCCACUACUGGGGAAAACAGAAGGAGAGUUCCCUAAUGGAUACUGCAACUUCCUGUUGCAAGCACCAACCUUCCUGUUUGCACUUUUAUCAUGGGUGAUUGCAGCUGAUUACAGUGGCCAGUUCCUUCCUGCUGAAGUGGAUCUUAUUAAUGAUUGUUUCAUCAUGCAUCAAGGAGGAAGUAGCCUAACUCAAUGCUUGCCAGACCUCUACUCUACCUUAUACCUGUAUAAUUUUUACUUGCCACUUGUUACACUAUUGGUCUCAACAACAUUUUCAUUUUGCUAUGUGAUAUCUAUUUACCACGUAAAAGACAAUAUAGAAGACAGAAUUCAAACUCUUGAAAACAGUGGUCAGAUAUGCAUUGAAGCUGAUCAAGCAAAGACUCCAAGAAUGAACACUUUUUUAUCUUCUAUGAUUGUAUCAAAUGAAGAACAACCAAGUACUGUCAAGAGGUAUUUUUUGAAAAGCCUGGUGUGUCUGGUGUGUUUGUUCCUAUUUUCACCUGUUCUAGCACUCAAUACAUCUCUACUCAGUUGCACAGAGGAUCUGAGUUCCUGCAUUUUGAACUGGUUUCACUCAUCCAGAAAAAGCACAAUGUUGAAAACUACCUUUUAGAACUCUAACUGGCUUACACAUGGAAAGCUGCUAACACAUGUGCUUGCUAAACACAGGGAGGCACAUAUUAUGCAGUAAAUACUGUACAGUAUGUGCUAAAAAAGGCCUGGCUCAGUGUACGAGAUGUUUUUUGUUCAUGAAAUAGCACAUUUCACUUCUUUUCACUUAAUACAGUACAUAAGAAAAACUGGAAUUUUUUUCUUAACUGAUUCAAACACAAGGCUACAUAUUUUUUCUACCCAUUUAAAAAUAAAACCGAAUACAAAAUCUAAUAAAGACAAUUUUUAACAGAGCUUUAAAUAAAAGUGUAUUUCUGAAGAAUAGGGUAACCAGGACAGUGACUUGGGUCCAGAAAAUUGGGUGAUCUGUGCCUUUUACUAUGAUUUUAAUUAACACAAUAAAUAUGGAAUACAAUUCAAGUAAUUCAAAAUACUGGAUAAUUAGAAAUUUGGUUUGUACUACAUUCUGAAAUAUUUUUAUUCACUUAUUUCAAUUUUCUUCAUUUUGUACAAUUCUUUGUUGUAUUUUCAGGAAUUUACUUACUAUACAAUAUUUGCACUACAAAGGUCUUUGUGAAAUAAUUCAUUAUAAAAGACAAUUUACCAAAUGCACAUUAAUUGUAUGGGCAUCCAUAAAUCUGAAAUAUCAGUUAAUCCAAGGAAAAGUCUCAGAGGAGAAGGAGACUACAGUGUCAGGAGAGGGUAGUAAGCAGGAAACAGCCACACUUUCACUGGGACAAAGCAGUAGUUAACACCAAACAAUAUAACAUGGCUUUUUGUCAGAAUAUCCAACCAUCUGGUUAAUUCGUUUACAUAUUCAGAUUCCUUUUAUUGUCACUGCACUUAGUAAAAUGAAAUUGCAGUAAUCCUAAAGGUGCAUUUACAUAUAAUGGACAUAAUUAUAAUACAAUACAAUAGAAUAACUAAAUAUUGCAUAUAUGAAAUUGAGUGCAAUAUUAUAAAUAAUAUAAAGUGUAACGAUGUACUUGUAGUGCCAGAGUGACUGUUAUGUUGGUCAUUGUCAAUUAUUAUAAGUGUUUAGUUGUUUUCAGUUGUUGUAUGCCUCUGAGGUAGAAACUGUUCUUAAAUCUGUUUGUCCACGAUUGGAUGGAC
Messenger RNA from Erpetoichthys calabaricus (reedfish), 2184 nucleotides. RefSeq lists its product as uncharacterized. The record is from RefSeq and is a predicted model, not a curated record. Bases 140 to 1072 code for a protein of 310 amino acids. NCBI's taxonomy places the organism in Eukaryota, Metazoa, Chordata, Cladistia, Polypteriformes, Polypteridae. The transcript is spliced from 3 exons.